Molecule: messenger RNA, 189 nt
Organism: Prunus armeniaca (apricot)
Lineage: Eukaryota; Viridiplantae; Streptophyta; Magnoliopsida; Rosales; Rosaceae
Source: the annotation of a GenBank genome assembly
AUGGCGCAAGACAACCGGAGCCAGCGAAAGAGCCACCAAAGCAACGUCAGCAAAGGGAUUCAGUUCUUGGAGGUGGUGGAGGUGCAUAGGUGGAUGGUUUCUGGGAUCAAGUACUAUCUCAAGGUCUUUGUCGUGAAGAUGGUGAAGCUAGGAACAGAGAAAGAAAAAGGGAGAGAUAAAGAGAUAUAG